Tripterygium wilfordii is the source of this 3157-nucleotide messenger RNA. Its product is annotated as protein RRP6-like 3. NCBI's taxonomy places the organism in Eukaryota, Viridiplantae, Streptophyta, Magnoliopsida, Celastrales, Celastraceae. Gene Ontology annotation, cellular component: nucleolus; nuclear exosome (RNase complex). Gene Ontology annotation, molecular function: 3'-5'-RNA exonuclease activity; nucleic acid binding; nucleotide binding. The transcript is spliced from 12 exons. The record is from RefSeq and is a predicted model, not a curated record. Gene Ontology annotation, biological process: poly(A)-dependent snoRNA 3'-end processing; nuclear polyadenylation-dependent snRNA catabolic process; exonucleolytic trimming to generate mature 3'-end of 5.8S rRNA from tricistronic rRNA transcript (SSU-rRNA, 5.8S rRNA, LSU-rRNA). Bases 66 to 2909 code for a protein of 947 amino acids.
UAAAACCCCACCUCUUGGUUUUGAUUUCCGAGAAGCAGCAACGAGAACGACGGAAACAGAAGCCAAUGGAAGGGAACAAGAUCAAGUUGGCAGUCACUGUAGUUUCUCUGGUAGCACUCUCGGUCUUGUUCACGAAGGUGUAUCGGAGACGCCGGAAACAAAAAGGCACUCCAGGUUCAUGCUAUUUGCAUACUGAUCCAAAGCCUCAGCAUACCUUCAAGCGCGUUUUAGCUAACAAUUCAUACUCUCCCUUCAAGCAUCUGAAGCGUAAUGACACUAACAAUGAGACUUCUUCGAGUUUGCAUCCGUAUGAAGCAGAAAUCUCCACUUUAAUUGAGAAACCAAGUAUCGACUUCAACUUCAUUUACGAUGAAGUGGACUUGAAAAUGAGGGAUGAGUAUGUUUGGGUUGAGACUGAAUCGCAAUUGAAGGAGCUAGCUGAUGCAUUGAGUAAGGAGAAGGUUUUUGCAGUAGAUACUGAGCAGCAUAGCCUACGAUCAUUUCUAGGUUUUACAGCUCUAAUACAGAUUUCUAGUAGGAAGGAAGAUUAUUUGGUGGACACAAUCGCCCUGCAUGAUGUGAUGCAAAUUCUUCGCCCAGUUUUUGCUGAUCCUUGUAUCUGCAAGGUAUUCCAUGGCGCUGAUAAUGAUGUCCUUUGGCUACAAAGAGACUUCCAUAUAUAUGCUGUUAAUUUGUUCGACACUGCCAAGGCUUGUGAUGUGUUGUCAAAGCCACAAAGAUCACUUGCAUACUUACUUGAGACUUACUGUGAGGUGGCCACAAACAAAUUGUUACAGCUCGAAGAUUGGAGACAACGCCCACUUCCCCCAGAAAUGGUUGAAUAUGCUCGAAUAGAUUCACAUUAUCUAUUGUAUAUCGCAGGGUGUUUAAACGCUGAGCUCCAACAACAGGACGAUGAAAGCUCAUCUUGUCCCAAUGACAAACUCCAUUUUGUUUACGAGGCUAGUCGGCGUUCAAACAUGAUUUGUAUGCAACUAUACACUAAAGAAAUUGAAGCUUCUCCUGGGCAGUCUGCUGCUUCAUCCAUUAUUUCCCGUCAUUUCAUUGGUCGGGGAGAUAUCUCAUCAGUUUCUUUUGAAAUGCAGGAACUUGUGAGAAGAUUGUGCACAUGGAGAGACUUAAUGGCUCGCGUUCAUGAUGAGAGCUUGAGAUUUGUGCUAUCAGACCAUGCUGUCAUUGCCCUAACAGACAAAGUUCCAACAAGUCCAACAGAAAUAUGUAGCACCAUAGCUCAAGCUGAUAUGAAAGUGGAUUCUUUAAGUUUAACUGCUGCCAUACCAUCUCCAUCCCCUAUUGUUUGCAGUCAUUUGGAUGAUCUUUCUUAUCUUAUCCAGGACAAAAAUGACACUCUUGAUGAUAUUUUUCUGAUGCUCCUUCAGAACUGCCUUGGCCCAAAUGGGAGCUGCCCUUUGUCUGUCUAUAGUUAUGCUUUAUUGGUCCAGCGUAACUUAAAACUAACAAAUAGAUUCGUUCCAACACAAAAUGGGGUUAAAAAUUCGAGACAAAUUUCGCGGAAGGCUUCACGAGACCUGUUUGUCCAAAAAUUCUCCUGCAAAUCUCCAGUAUAUCACAAUUGUAGGAUCUAUGCAAAUGAUGGGCGCUUGCUUUGUUACUGUGAUCGCAGAAAGCUUGAGUGGUACCUUCGUCGAGAUCUGGCAAAACUUGUUGAUGACAACCCUCCUGGCAUAAUGCUUCUAUUUGAACCUAAGGGCCGUCCAGAAGACGAAGACAAUGAUUUUUACAUCCAGAGUAAGCAAAAUUUAUGUGUCGGGUGUGGUGAAGAAAAACACUACUUACGUUAUCGAAUAAUCCCCUCAUGCUACAGAAUGCAUUUCCCCGAGCAUUUGAAGAGCCAUCGAUCUCAUGACAUCGUCUUGCUUUGUGUUGACUGUCAUGAAGUUGCUCAUGCUGCUGCUGAGAAGUACAAGAGACAGAUUGCUGCAGAAUUUGGAGUUCCAUUAUUCGUUCCUAAGGUAUUUAAUCCAGAACAAGGUAUGCUUGUGUCAUCUGCAUCGGCGAUGAGCUUUGAGGGAAAUGGUGUAUCUCCUUUGCAGUUGCGAACAGCUGCUAUGGCUCUUUUGCGUCAUGGAUCAAGAAUGCCAUCCAAGCGCUGCAAAGAACUGAGACAGAUUGUCAUGCAAUUCUAUGGAGGAAGGGAGAUAUCUGAAGAUGAUUUGGAAAGAGCAUUAUUGGUUGGAAUGAGUCCUCAUGAGAGGAGACGACUUGAGAAAAAGAGGGGGUUGUCCUUUAAACAUGCCAAAGGAAGUUCAGUUUCUGACAAAGGGCAAGAGAAUGGUGCAAGGAGAAGAGCUGGUUCUGCUGUUUCAAAUACAUCAGAAUUUGAUGAUUCAAACAGUAUUGGAGCAGAGCCAUUAGGCGAAACAGAUGAUAGAGACAAUAUUACAAUGAUUGGUAAUGUGAGUAGCUUCAAUACAUGCUCCAAUCUUGAGGCUGAUGAAGAAGUCGUUGGAACUGUUUACAGAAAUAUACACUCCAACAAUAGUGAAACUUCUGAUGCGAAAGAUGUUUCCGUUGCAAAUGCUGGUUGUGAAAGCAGAAGCCUGAGAAAUGGAGCGGAUGACUUCACUUAUUCUUCACAUGAUGGAAGUGUCCCACCCAAGCAUAACUCCAAGCUUUCUUUGCUAGGACAUGGCCCUCAUGGGAAACAAGUUGUAGACCAUAUAUUGAAGGAAUAUGGGGAGGAUGGCAUUUCUCAGUUUUGUCAAAGGUGGAGGCAAGUGUUUGUGGAAGCUGUUCAUCCUCGGUUUUUACCAGCUGGAUGGGAUGUAAUGCACAGUGGCAGAAGGGAUUUCGGUGAAUUCAGUGUGUAUAAUCCCGGCAAAAAGGAUUCUGCUGCUGCAAAGAGUCAAGACAUUAGUGCUGCUUAAGUUGCAGUACCAUCCCGAGCCAGACGAUUGUCUUGGUGUUUCAUUGCGCAUUUGUGGAUUGGGUGAUAUCUAUUGAAGAGCAGAUACCACCAAGAUGGUUCAAACCGUCACGGUUCUUAAUGUGUCCGUGUUGUAUUGUUGUUUUAUUUCUUUUUUUUUUGGUUUCUAUAUAUCCAAGAAGUUGUAUGCUGCAUGCUCGCAAAGAUUUUUUGGUCGAGAAUACCAUGUUGGGAAUUUUUUAGCGUUAA